GAACAUGCAAAAGAAGAAGAAAUUACGGAAGUAGGGCUUCCAAACAGAUUCCCAUUGGGGGGAGUAAAUCAAACUAGAUCGUUUCUUUUACUUAAAACGAGCUCGAUCUUGGACUAACUAUUGCUCAGUAUGGGCACCAGAGAUGACGAAUAUGAUUAUUUGUUCAAAGUGGUCCUUAUUGGUGACUCUGGUGUGGGAAAGAGUAACCUGCUAUCACGUUUCACUCGCAAUGAGUUCAACCUGGAAAGUAAGAGCACCAUUGGAGUCGAAUUCGCCACGCGCAGCAUUCAGGUGGAUGGAAAAACAGUGAAGGCCCAGAUCUGGGAUACAGCUGGCCAGGAGCGCUAUCGUGCCAUCACUUCAGCGUACUACCGCGGUGCAGUGGGCGCUCUCCUGGUCUAUGACAUUGCCAAGCAUCUAACUUACGAGAAUGUGGAGCGCUGGCUGAAGGAGCUGAGAGAUCACGCUGACAGCAACAUCGUGAUCAUGCUUGUGGGCAACAAGAGCGAUCUGCGUCACCUCCGGGCCGUUCCAACUGAUGAGGCUCGGGCUUUUGCAGAGAAAAACGGUUUAUCUUUUCUGGAGACUUCGGCGCUGGAUUCCACCAAUGUUGAGACUGCCUUCCAGACUAUUCUCACAGAGAUCUACCGCAUCGUGUCCCAAAAGCAGAUGUCGGAGCGCCAGGAAAGCGACAUGUCCCCCAGCAACAACGUGGUCAACAUCCAAGUGCAGCCCACUGAGAACAAACCAAAGAUGCAGUGCUGCCAGAACAUCUAGCUUAUCCCUGGCUCUUCCCACCCUUGCCUCCAAGACCCCAAUCCUGUCCCCCUUCUUUCAUUCUCCAUAGUCCCUUCAAGGCUCCAGGGCUGUGACCUGAACUUGCCACUACUUUUAACCGAUCUCUCUCCCCUGUCCCAACCCCCUCUGCCCUUUUGCCCCCAUCCUUCCAGUUAAUGUUUCAGUAUAGAGAGUUACAGCCCCCCCCUCAAGCUGAGCCGCUCUGUCUUUAGGCUCGUAAGGACAGAAGGCAGCAGGCAUUUCAUAUCACUUUAGAUUUCAUUCCAGUUGUUGCGCUGACAUGUCACAAAAAUGUCUUAAUAUAUGAAUGUGAUUUGUUUCCUUCCUCUUAUGUCUUUAUUCUUUGUCCGUUUCGAUUCUUCCACAUUUUUUCCUGAUCUUUUUCUGUAUUGCAUCAAAUAUCAACUACUAGUACAUAUGAAUAUAAAGCACAUGAAAGUAGAUGAGCUCCUGUCAAUGUAGACUCCCCUCUUUGCCACUUAGUGCAAUGUACUGUUUAGGAAACCACAUGCAGGAGUGUCAUGACCUUUGAUCCCAUUGCUGUGAACAUGACGCUAAGUGAAAUUUAGAGCCGUCAGUCCUCGUUAUGCUGUGGAGAGGACAGCAAGCUCGCCACAAACGUGUGGCCUCCUCACACGCCGUUACCAUCUCGUUUACAAAAGAAAGCAGGUUAGGGGCAGCUUUGCAUGUUUUGAAAAGAUGGCCAUAUGCAGUGCUGCAUGUUUUAUUAGUCAAGAGACACUCUGGGCUUUGCUAUCGCCUUGGACGUGUGCCACCUUGAAAGCUUGCCGUGUUCAUUUGUUUGCCCUCCUUCACAGACGCACUCAUGCUUGUGAGGUUGGGAACUUCUGUUCCGAAUUGAGGAACAGGGCUUACAUCUGUCACACAAUUGACAAUAACUAUGCAGGAACUAGCAUGCGGCUGUUCACAUGUUUUCGCUGGUUGCACUAGUUGAAAGAAUUCAAAUCACACUGAUGGAGGCUUGUGACAUCUUUCUGUGUUUCUCAAUGCUAAAACACGCGUGUGACCACAAAGCUAAGACAACACUGUUGGACUUGCUUGGUUGACCUUAGUUUUUUUUUUUUUACUAGCUUUAGUAAACAAGUGUAGUUUUCAAAACUCAACUCGUAUAUUAUUUUUAUAGGUGACACAACAUCUGAGUCUCAAAAGCUUUAUCCUUAAUUGCUUGAUCAAAAAUAGUGAAUCGUGGUAAAUGAUUUUGAGCACCAUUAAGUUCAUGACGUUAAGAGGAAAAGAUAUGGUGGAUUCAUCCAUGUGGUUGGCUGUUUUUUCUAGUGCCUACUUCACCGGUCACCUUUGCAACCCCCUUCCUCCUACACACACACACACAAGUGGUCUGCCCCCUCAACAUAUUUUCCCUGUCACAUAAAGCCUACUUUACACCAAGCUGCCUCUGACUUGAACACAAUGCAUGGCUUUUGGUGGGACUCCCCCUCCACACUCCCGCCUUCUGUUGCAAACAUCCGAUGUCCAUCGAAUCAGCUUAGCGUGCUAGGACGACAAGCUAAGUGUCAGUCCAACACUCCAGUGUUUAUUCAGCUUUGUGAUGAUUUGGCAGGCAUCUAUGCACUACCUGCACUCUGUGUAUGUAUGUGUGUGUAGAGGCAGAGUAUGGAUGGAUCAUUGGUUGGUUCCAGUGUGGUAGCUUGGCUGGCAGUACCAAUGGCGUUUCUUCGAACAGACGGCGCUGCCAACCAAGCUACUCCACACUCGCAAGCUGGCAGUUUCAUGAGUUGAGGUGAUUCCUUUCAUGAUCAAAAAAUUAUUCCAAAUAUAAUAAUCCAUUGUUUUGUGUCUUUUAUUUGUCAUUUUUAUAUGUUUUGAAAUUCAUAAACUGACUGUAAUUCCAAUGUAAGAGUGAAAUGAUGUCAUUUCAAUUACUAUGAAGCGUUAAACGUGAGUGGCGGCUCAGAAUGAAUGGUUUUAUGUUUUGUACAGACUGAUAAAAUUGUACAAUUGUGUCUAUAUCUUAAGUUAUCAGUUCAUCUUAAUAAAGCGCACCAGUCAUAAACCUA
Messenger RNA from Syngnathus acus (greater pipefish), 2834 nucleotides. It is a transcript of the gene rab11a, whose product is annotated as RAB11a, member RAS oncogene family. The record is from RefSeq and is a predicted model, not a curated record. The transcript is spliced from 5 exons. Gene Ontology annotation, cellular component: postsynaptic recycling endosome; axon; transport vesicle. Gene Ontology annotation, biological process: melanosome transport; neurotransmitter receptor transport, endosome to postsynaptic membrane; exocytosis. Bases 130 to 777 code for a protein of 215 amino acids. Gene Ontology annotation, molecular function: GTP binding; GTPase activity. NCBI's taxonomy places the organism in Eukaryota, Metazoa, Chordata, Actinopteri, Syngnathiformes, Syngnathidae.